This is a messenger RNA of Poecilia reticulata (guppy), 3380 nucleotides long. RefSeq lists its product as uncharacterized. Gene Ontology annotation, biological process: regulation of transcription by RNA polymerase II. Gene Ontology annotation, molecular function: DNA-binding transcription factor activity, RNA polymerase II-specific. The record is from RefSeq and is a predicted model, not a curated record. NCBI's taxonomy places the organism in Eukaryota, Metazoa, Chordata, Actinopteri, Cyprinodontiformes, Poeciliidae. Gene Ontology annotation, cellular component: nucleus.
UGAGUCCGUCGUUGUCAGCAGCUUCUGCUGUAUGUUCAGUUUCUCCAUACAUCUCCCAUCUAGAGGGAGUUAAUUUGGCCAGUUAAUGUGUCUAAAUGUAAGUUCAUCGCUAUUUUAACGGCAUUUUCGGCAUUUUUCUAGCAGCAGCUAAGCUAAUGUUAGCUUAGCAUACUGAGCGACAGGACGGGACGUUGUUAGAGCGACGCUUUGACGGUGAUCAGGUUGUGUUCAUGAUGGAGUUUAUGGAGAAGAAGUUCCUCUGAUUGUGUGAAGAAAUCUGAGCUCAAAAGGAUGAAGAAGUCAGACACCGAGCAACCAGAACCAGCAGAGGAAGAACCGACUGGAAGAAAAUCUGGAGAAUCUCCCCGACUUUCUGGCAUCCACCAGGUCAAACAGGAAGUAGUUGCUGAGGAGAAGUGGAGUCUCAACCCAGACCAGGAGGAGCAGAAACCUCCACAGAUUAAAGAGGAACAGGAGGAGAAUGAGAUUACAGAGUUAACUUUCAGCCCUGUCCAAGUGAAGAAUGAAGAUGAUGAAGAGAAACCCCAGCUCUCAGAGUUUCUUCACUGCAAGACCGAAGAGGACCGAACUUCUGUUGGACCAGAACCCGAUCAGUGUGUAGAAUCAGACAAUCAAGACGACACUUCAGAUUGCACAGAAACCGACAUCAGUGAUGGAAACUGGGAGGAAAGCAGCGACUUAUCGGAUACAAACUUUGUUAGAAGUAAUAAAGAGUCAGCGGAUGGUAAGUCAGGAAAUGGUGAAUUGCACACCUGUGCAGAAUGUGGCGAAAAGUUCAGCCUUCAGAUUUACUUACUAAGACACCAGAGAAUCCACACAGGAGAAAAACCUUUCAGCUGCUCCUCUUGCCGGCAGGCUUUUAUAUGGAAAUACGCCUUAAUGAAACAUGUGGAAACUCACAGUGACGACAAACCUUUCAGCUGCUCCGUCUGUGGCCAGAACUUCAGGAGGAAGGGAUGGUUAACUCAGCACAUGAGGAGACACACUGGAAGAAAACCUUACAGCUGCUCCAUCUGUGGCUGUGGUUUUCUGUGCAAGCGUGAAUUAGCUGAGCACACAAGGACUCACAGUGGAGAGAAACCUUUCAGCUGCUCUGUCUGCAAGGCACCUUUUUCAAGCGAAAAAACGCUGGUGCAGCACUCAAAAAUUCACAGCGGACAGAAACCACACAGCUGCCCUUAUUGUCCGACGACUGUUAGAAGAAAAGACAGUUUGAAGCGACACUUAAGAACCCAUAGUGGGGAGAAACCGUUCAGCUGCUCUGUCUGCAACAAAAACUUCAGCGUCAAGGAGAGCCUGAAUCGGCACAUGAGGCGUCACACAGGAGAAAAACCUUACACGUGUUCUGUCUGUGAGGCCCGCUUUCAGCUAAAGCAAACUUUAGUGGAGCACAUAAGAAUUCACACAGGGGAGAAACCGUUCAGCUGCUCUGUCUGUCAGGAAGCCUUCAGGAGAAAACAAGAUUUUGUGAACCACACAAAAAUUCACAGCAAGUCUACCUGCGAGGUGUGCGGCCAAAGCUUCAACAAAGCUGUUCGCUUGGCUCGGCACAUGAGAUUUCAUGACAGUGAGAGAGCUUUCAGCUGCUCCAUCUGCGCGGUGGCUUUCAUCAGGAAGAACGCCUUGAUCCAGCACAUGAGAACCCACUCAGAGGAGAGACCGUUCAGCUGCUCCGUGUGCAAGGCCACCUUCAAAAGGAAGGACGGCUUGAAGCUGCACACGAGGGUUCACACCAGAGAGAAACCGUACAGCUGCAAGGGCUGCAACAAGAAGUUUACCCAGCUGUCCUGGUCCAAAACGCAUCAGAAACGAUGUUUAAGCUCACGCAGCAAGCUGAGCUGAUGUUGGUGUUCAAGCUGCAGAUUAAUCAAGAUGCUCAACAUUCCUCAAUUAAAAAAUUUUUUCACGCCAGAUUUCUUCUAAAAUUAUUACUUAAUUUUCAUAUUAUGAAUUUAUUCCCGUGUUAUUUUGACUUCAUUUUGUAUUAUUUCAACUUUGUCAUAUGAGUUUAUUCUCAUGUAAUUAUGACUAUUCUCAUAUGAAUACAAAUUUAUUUUGCAAUUUUUCUUUUGUUAUUUCAAAUUUAAUCUUGUAAUUUAAAAAAAAUCUUAGCAUGGCCCUAAUACUCCUUCAUACUGCAGAAGCUUUUUGUUAGAGGCCAUGAUGUGAAAUUUUGAUGAAACUUGUGAAGUUAUAUUUUGUUAUUGUUUGUAAAAUGUAUAUGUAUAUUUUUAACACAUCAGCAUCAAAUUACUACCAGCAGCAUGACUGUGGGGUUUAUAAAAUGACUUUAUUUCCUGUAGAAAGUCUGUUGGCUCUCGGCUGUGUCUCAGAUUAAACUCAUCCUGCCUGGCCUCUGAGUUUAGGCGGAUGGAUCACAUCUUGAUAAGUUUGUAGUUGUCCCUUACUCUUGAUUGGGGUGUUAAAACAGUAGGAUGAUGUUUUUUAACUCCAACUUUCUUAAAAUGUGUUGACAGUUUCCUCUCUGACCCAUAUGCUGUGAUGUUUGGUUUUAUGUUGCUGUUUGUUCAUAAAUGUUCUCAAACUUAUGAGGCCUUCAGAGAACAGCUGGAUUGAUUAAAUUACACACAAGUCGACUAGUUGGGUGACUUCCGUAGGAUUUUUAUAUGGAAACCUGUUCAGAGUAAGUAUAUUUAUCCUUCCUUCACAUUUAUGCACAACUUACAUUCACUGAUGUUUGUAGUUAUGGCUGCCUUUGAAGGCAGAAUCUCUUUACCCCACGGGGCAUCUCUGAAUGAAAAAACAGUUGAUCUGAUUGAAGAUGAUUAUUUUUAUUCAUUUUAAAGAGUUUCAUUUACUCUAAACACCAACUCUAAAGCCAACUCUAAACAACUGUUUAGAGUUGCUUAUGGCUAAAUUAGGGUUAGAGUGCGGGUUUUGAUGUCUUCCAUGUUUUUAUAAAGGUUAGAGUCCUUGUUAAACAGAGAUUUACCUAAAGGCUAUAAAGGUUAGAGUCCUUGUUAAACAGAGAUUUAACUAAAGGCUAUAAAGGUUAGAGUCCUUGUUAAACAGAGAUUUAACUAAAGGCUAUAAAGGUUAGAGUCCUUGUUAAACAGAGGUUUAACUAAAGGCUAUAAAGGUUAGAGUCCUUGUUAAACAGAGAUUUAACUAAAGGCUAUAAAGGUUAGAGUCCUUGUUAAACAGAGAUUUAUCUAAAGGCAAAAGGGUUAGAGUCCCAGUUGACAGAGUUUCAACUAAAGGCAAAAGGUAAGGCUCUUAGAGCCCCCUUACUUUGAGGAGACCCCUUAAGGGUAACUUCUCGUGCGGAUAGGAAGAAUGUUUUUAACUUCUUUUUAUUUUCUACGUUUUAAUGAUGUAAAGCCCCCCCUGGAAAACGU